This is a messenger RNA of Durio zibethinus, 2573 nucleotides long. NCBI's taxonomy places the organism in Eukaryota, Viridiplantae, Streptophyta, Magnoliopsida, Malvales, Malvaceae. The record is from RefSeq and is a predicted model, not a curated record.
UCUAUAAAAUUGUUUAACGAACACGACCGCUAUUAACGGCGUCGUUCAUCCAACGUCUAUAUAUAUUUCUCACCUUCAUUUGAACUCAAACAGACUCCCCAAACAAGAGGAAGCUGAAGCAGUUGAAACUCAAAAUUCCAAUUUCUUAUUGUCAUCUGCUGCCGCCGGCGAAAACCGAACAAAAGUAGUUUCAAACACUUACCUCUUUACGAACUCAAAUAAUGCCGAGAAAAGGAAUGAGGAGCCUUUGCUUCAGCACCAGAACGCCGUCGUUUUCUAACUCUGGGCAAACCAUGUCACCCUCAAGAUCCUCGCAAUCCAGUAUUCCUCGCCGUAGAUUUUUAGAAUCCAUGAUCGAGCAAACCAUUGAUGCGGCGGCUACUAUCAUCAUGAAGUGGGAUGCUGAAACGUCUGCUUACGCUAGAGUGACCUCUCUUUUCUACCAAAGCAAAAGAGAAGCCAUGCUGUUUAUAAGAUCCGUUAACGAGCUUCAAAAACUCAUGCAUUUGUUAGUUACUGAAGAUUCCGGUUCGGAAAAGCUCAUUCAAGCUCAACAUUUGAUGCAAAUAGCAAUGAAGAGGCUUCAAAAAGAGUUCUACCAGAUUUUAUCAAUGAACCGGGCUCAUUUGGAUCCGGAAUCGGUUUCCACCCGAUCAUCACGGACCUCCGCGAGAUCAAGCAUGUCCGAUUUCGAAGAUGACGGUUCACCGGACGAUGGGAUUACUACCGCAGGGGAUUCCAUCUCUGAAGUGGAAGAAGUUUCUUCUAUGGCCAUGUCCGAUCUGAAAUUGAUAGCGGAUUGCAUGAUUGCUUCCGGGUACGCUAAAGAAUGCAUACAAAUUUAUAAAAUUAUUCGAAAAUCGAUUAUAGAUGAAGGUAUUUAUAAGCUUGGAAUCGAAAAAACAAGCUCGUCCCAGGUUAAUAAAAUGGACUGGGAUGUACUGGAUUUGAAAAUCAGGAACUGGUUAGAAGCCCUGAAAGUUUCUAUGAGGAUGCUUUUCAAUGGAGAAAGAAUCCUCUGCGAUCACGUCUUUGCUUCGUCGGAUUCCAUCAGAGAGUCUUGCUUUACCGAGAUUUCAAAAGAAGGUGCCUCGCUUCUGUUUGGAUUCCCCGAACUCGUCGCCAAGUCCAAAAAAUCGCCACCGGAGAAAAUGUUCCGUGUUCUCGAUAUGUACACCGCUAUUUCAGAGAACUGGCGAGAGAUUCAAACGAUCUUUUCUUUUGAAUCAACUUUAACCGUCCGAUUACAAGCUCUUAACUCGCUGAUUCGACUCAGCGAGUCAGUGCGGUCUUUGUUGACGGAUUUUGAGUCCACAAUCCAAAAGGACUCGUCCAAAGCGAUGAUUCCAGGCGGCGGUGUGCAUCCUCUAACGAUCUACUCGAUGAAUUACCUCACUCUCAUGGCUGAUUACAGCAACAUCCUCACUGACAUUGUCUCGGACUGGCCACCGCCUGCGAAAUCAUCGUUGGAGGGAUCUGACUUCAACAGUCCGGAUUCCGACGAAUCUCCGUCGCCGGCCAUCUCCGUCCGCAUUGCAUGGCUAAUCCUCGUCCUUCUCUGCAAACUCGACGGCAAAGCAAAGCAUUACAAAGAUGUCUCAUUAUCAUACCUAUUCUUAGCCAACAAUCUCCACCAAGUAAUCUCCAGAGUCCGUACAUCGAAUCUCCAGUGUUUACUCGGUGAGGAAUGGACCGCCAAACAUGAAGUUAAGGUGAAGCAGUUCGCAGCGAAUUACGAGCGGUUAGCGUGGGGCCACGUAUUCGCUGCAUUACCGGAGAACCCGACGGCUUCGAUGACACCGGGGGAAAUUAAAGAAAAUUUCAGGAAAUUUAAUUCAAGCUUUGAAGAUGCGUACUGGAAGCAGAGCUCUUGCGUCGUACCCGACCCAAAGUUACGAGACAAGAUUAAAGAUUCGAUCGGGAGAAAACUUGACGCCGUAUAUCGGGAGUUUUACGAUACGCAUAAAUCAACAGUUGGAGAUGAAAGGGGCGUGAUUGUCAGAUUUUCCCCAGAAGAUGUAGGGAAAUACUUGUCGGAUUUGUUCUUUGGGACAGUUAGUUCCGGGACUUCAUCAACGUCUUCUUCCACGUCAUCUCACCAUAGAUGGCACAUAAGGUCACCGUUACGAGCGUAGAUUUUUGUUUUUUUAAAUGUAUGAAAAAAUUUGUGGAUCUUUUGUAAUUAUAAAAAAUCGACGACCUUUUUGUGGUAGUCAUAACGAUCUUUUAAGUUUUAACGGCUUCUUUAUGUGUUAUUUACAUGAUAGCCGUUCCUCAUCUGUUUAUUUACAACUGAGCAUAUAAUUUCGUUUGUGUCAAAAUCUUUUAUCAAAACUGCCAAUAGUCGAAUGAACUACUAAUAAAACGCUAGCUGAACCGCUGGACUUUGGAUGAAAUUUUAGAGUAAGACAAAAAAAAAAAAUUACAUCAAAGGUGAAAGUAUGAAAUUUCCGCUGAGUAGAAAUUGCCGGUCAAAUAAAAACUGCCUCUGAUACAGUGAAAAACAGAAAAGAAGAUUCGAAUGAGCUGAUUUCAAAAUUGUCAGUGUGCAUAAUUUUUAAAAUUUUUCAAAA